Molecule: messenger RNA, 1935 nt
Organism: Plasmodium gonderi
Lineage: Eukaryota; Apicomplexa; Aconoidasida; Haemosporida; Plasmodiidae
Exons: 3
Coding region: 1-1935 (644 amino acids)
Biological process (GO): ribosomal small subunit export from nucleus; ribosomal small subunit biogenesis
Cellular component (GO): nucleus; preribosome, small subunit precursor; cytosol
Source: RefSeq, a predicted model, not a curated record
AUGAAAGGAGGAGAAGCAACAGGAGUAGAAGAAGCAGGAGGAGAACCAGUUGGAGAAGCGGCGCCAGCACCUGCGUUAGAACCAGCGUUAGCAGGAGCAGCUGGGGAGAGACGUCGUAAGGGGAAGGGAGGAUGUCAAGUGAAAAAAGUGACGUUCCGAGAUCCCCUCGUAGUAGGGGAAAUUAGAGAAAAUGAGAAGCACGAAUUUAAUGAAACAUUUUGUGGCGAAGAAGAAUAUACAAAGGAUUUGGAUGAGGGGGAACUGUCAGUGCUGAUGAGAAGUUUCAACCCUCUCGAUUUUGGCAUUAAAGAAAAGUUAAGUGAAAGUGAAAAAAAAAUACUCAUUAGAGAAAUUUUCGGUGGAAAAAAUAAUAAUUUUGCCCCUCCAUCGUGCGUUACAAAGACAAACAAAGAAAAAAAAUGUAUUAUCAUUUUGGAAGAUGUACAAUUGAAAGAUCCUAAGGAAUCACAUGAUGAUGAAAUGGAUAGAAGUAUUAAGAAACAAGGGGAAAAUAAAUAUGAUAAUCAUGUAAAGGAUAUAAAAAAUGAUAGUAUAAAAAAACCAAAGAGGAAAAAAAAAAAAAAGAAUAAUAAAAAAGAGACAAAAAAAAAUGGAAAAAGGGAAAAGGGGGAUGAUGAUCCUUUGGCUUAUCUGGAUGGAGAUUGUUAUUUCCCGAAUGAUGGAUAUGACUAUGAACAACAUUUAAAAACGAUAAGUCAGAAUUUUGUGGAGAUAAAACCUAAUAGUGAAAAUAAAUUUUUUGAGGUUAAACCGACAAGUGAAGAAGAAAGAGAGUUAUUUAAAACUUUCGAUUCUGAGAAUUAUGAAGAAUUAAAUGAUAAUUUUGUUUUUGAAGCACAGGAUGUGAGUACCAUUGACAACUUGGAUGUGUCAGAGGAAAUUAUUUGGGGCGAUUCCAACUCAUUUUUACCAUUUAGUGGUAUCAGAAGUGAUGUCAAUACUGGUCAUAUGAUUAUUAAUUCGGAGCAUUUAACGGAACUCGGAGAGAUUGAGGAUGGAGAUAUGUCCACAGGUGCGUCUAUCAGUGUGGAAGGAACAGACGAAGGAGCAGACGAAGGAGCUACGUUGUCUCAAUCGAACAGAAAAUACAGCGACAGGUGCGACCCCCAUAAUGCAGUAGAGAAGAUAAAUGGACGUGUUAUCUUUGACGAAGGGGCAAAUUUGAGAAAUCACACAUCUGAGAACAUAAACCUAGAUGUAUUAAAAAAAGGGGAUAAUGAUUUGAAUGCACUUAAACUUAGCGACCUUGUCGAACUGGAGAUGGAAAAAGUAAAGAGCAGAAAUCUGAAUGAAAUAAAAAACCUGGUUACAAAGAAGAAACGCAAAAAGAAACAACAAAAUUGUAGGGGAAAUGAUACAAAUAAUGUAUUUGUCAAUGUGCAUCCAGAGGAUAAGAACAAAAUACUGCAAAUUUUGAAUUUACAGAAAGAGGAAGAAAAUGAAAUGCAUUGCAUAAACUCCUUUUCAGGUGAUCCUGGGGAACUUUCCUCCAUUGCAUCCACAGCAUCAUCGUUUUCAUACGAUUGUGAAACAAUUCUAACAACAAAGACUAAUACGACAAAUCAUCCCUACAAGUUAAUUAUACCAAAGAAAAUUACUACUUCCUCUUGUCCACCAAAGAUGAAUAACAUCCUCAGCAGUACCAACACAUGCAAGAGAAAGGAGAAUGAGAAAAAUGCUGAAUCGAUUAAGUUGGAGAAUUACUUAGUUCUUGAAAAGAUAAAUGUUACCCGUGCGAAAAAUGAAACUCCAGAAGAAAAGAGGGAUCGAAAAAAAUCCGUUAAAGAAGCGCAAAGACUGAACAGGAAAUUGAAAAAGGAAAAUUUGCUUCUCAUGAAGAACGAGAAGAAAAUGAUGAACAAGAAAAUGAAUCCCUUUGACAUAAGAGAUAACGUGAAAUACAUCAAAUUGUGA